Alligator sinensis (Chinese alligator) is the source of this 1519-nucleotide messenger RNA. RefSeq names its product inosine monophosphate dehydrogenase 1 (gene IMPDH1). Gene Ontology annotation, biological process: GTP biosynthetic process. Gene Ontology annotation, cellular component: cytoplasm. NCBI's taxonomy places the organism in Eukaryota, Metazoa, Chordata, Crocodylia, Alligatoridae. Gene Ontology annotation, molecular function: IMP dehydrogenase activity. The record is from RefSeq and is a predicted model, not a curated record. The transcript has 14 exons. Bases 158 to 1495 code for a protein of 445 amino acids.
GCUCCCCGCCCAGCAGCUCCUCGCCACGGCCGACGGCCUCACCUACAAUGACUUCCUCAUCCUGCCCGGCUUCAUCGACUUCACGGCAGACGAGGUGGACCUGACGUCGGCACUGACCCGCAGGAUCACGCUGAAGACGCCACUUAUCUCAUCACCCAUGGACACGGUCACCGAAUCGGACAUGGCCAUUGCCAUGGCGCUGAUGGGCGGCAUCGGGAUCAUCCAUCACAACUGCACCCCCGAGUUCCAGGCCAACGAAGUCCGCAAGGUCAAGAAGUUUGAGCAGGGCUUCAUCACGGACCCGGUGGUGCUGAGCCCCGGGCACACGGUGGGCGACGUCUUCGAAGCCAAGCUGCGGCACGGCUUUUCGGGCAUCCCGGUCACGCAGACGGGCAAGAUGGGCAGCAAGCUGGAGGGCAUCGUCACCUCCCGCGACAUCGACUUCCUCACCGAGAAGGACUACGCCACCUGUCUCAGCCAGGUGAUGACAAAGCGCAAUGACCUCGUGGUGGCGCCGGCCGGGGUGACACUCAAGGAGGCCAACGAGAUCCUGCAGCGCAGCAAGAAGGGGAAGCUGCCCAUCGUGAACGACAGCGAUGAGCUGGUGGCCAUCAUUGCACGCACGGACCUGAAGAAGAACCGCGACUACCCUCUGGCCUCCAAGGACGCCCGCAAGCAGCUGCUGUGCGGUGCCGCCAUCGGUACCCGCGAGGAUGACAAGUACCGCCUCGAUCUGCUGGCCCAGGCCGGCGCCGAUGUCAUCGUGCUGGACUCCUCUCAGGGCAACUCCGUGUAUCAGAUCAGCAUGAUCCACUACAUCAAGCAGAAAUACCCUGAGUUGCAGGUGGUCGGCGGCAAUGUGGUGACAGCGGCGCAGGCCAAGAACCUCAUCGAUGCCGGCGUGGACGCCCUGCGCGUGGGUAUGGGCUGCGGCUCCAUCUGCAUCACACAGGAAGUGAUGGCGUGCGGGCGGCCGCAGGGCACGGCGGUGUACAAGGUGGCCGAGUACGCCCGGCGCUUCGGCGUGCCCGUCAUCGCCGACGGCGGCAUCCAGACCGUGGGCCACGUGGUGAAGGCGCUGUCCCUGGGCGCCUCCACGGUGAUGAUGGGCUCCCUGCUGGCGGCCACCACGGAGGCGCCGGGCGAGUACUUCUUCUCAGACGGCGUGCGGCUCAAGAAAUACCGGGGCAUGGGCUCCCUCGACGCCAUGGAGAAGAGCAGCAGCAGCCAGAAGCGCUAUUUCAGUGAGGGGGACAAGGUGAAGGUGGCGCAGGGCGUGUCGGGCUCCAUCCAGGACAAGGGCUCCAUCCACAAGUUCAUGCCCUACCUGAUCGCCGGCAUCCAGCACGGCUGCCAGGACAUCGGCGCCAAGAGCCUCUCUAUCCUGCGCUCCAUGAUGUACUCCGGCGAGCUCAAAUUCGAGAAGCGCACCAUGUCGGCCCAGAUCGAAGGCGGCGUCCCCGGCCUGCACUCUUACGAGAAGCGGCUGUACUGAAGACGGGCCCUGGAGCAGCGCCCA